UUUGUUACUGUAUCGAAAUAUUGAGAUGGCGGAAGUCCUACUGGCGGAACUUCGUAAUAUUGGCACACAAUGCCUAUUUGAAUAAGCACCGGAACUCUUUUUCGUACUCCGGAACAGAUCGAAAGAGGAUUGUCACUAUUAUUUCUUUAGAGUCUCUGUUGUUUCUUUAGUCUAGUGCAUUUCAGGGAGCAGAGCAGAAGGCUAGGUGAGCGUCGGAGAGGUAGUGGGCGCAAACGUCAAAGGAGCUCACUUUCCCUGGAAAUAGCUAUAUAAAACAGACAGAUAUCUAUACACACACAUGGUGCAAAAAGCACCGCAGAAAACAUGGGGUUCCACCUCCUAGCACAUCUCCCGAAAGGCCUGUGAGUGUCUGCAAGUCACCCACCCGUCUCUUCGGAGGAUUCCUGUCCCCCCGCCAGCCGAACCGCACCAGCCAGGCAAUGACAGCGGCCUCGGCAACCCCGCAGCAGAUGAGAGACCGGCUGCUGCAGGCCAUCGAUGGCCAAAGCAAUCAGAUCCACAACAUGGUGGCUGUAAUGGAAGUAAUAUCCCAUCUGGAGAAAUAUCCUAUCACCAAAGAAGCACUUGAGGAAACCAGGCUGGGGAAGUUGAUAAACGAUGUGAGGAAGAAGACGAAGGAUGAAGAUCUUGCCAAGCGUGCCAAGAAGCUGCUGCGGAACUGGCAGAAGCUGAUCGAGCCUGGCCAGACGGAGGUGCAGCCGAAGGCCAGCGCAGGUACCCCCGGGUCCGCCAACGGCGGCGCCCACCCCUGCCGGACAGACCCUUCCCCUCCGGCUGUGGUUCCCUCGGGUAGGCCGGUCUCCGAGCUCAAGAGCAAGAAUGACAUCCACAACUCCCACGCAGGCAAGACUGAGAAGUCCGGCGGCCGCAAGCGCAAGGGAGGGCAAAGGGACGGCCUGCACACGAAAAAAUUAGCACACGAGCCCGCGCACAACUCCAGCCCGCCAUCGACCAACGGCGUGGGGGGCAGUCCCGAGUCCCUCCCCAGCCCCCUGGAUACCAGUCUGCACCCACCCUCAGACAGGGGCCGCUCGGAACACCUAGACAACGACAAGCACGGCAAAAUCCCCGUCAACGCGGUCAAGCCUCACCCGAGUUCCCCGGGACUAGUAAAACUACCUAGCACUUCCUCCUUGCUAAAAACGGCAGUGUUGCAGCAGCAGGCGAAGACGGACGAAGGGGCGGGGGGGGGAGUGCAGCCCCCGCCCCGCAGCCCCCGCUGCUCCUCUUAUAGUCCAAAAAACGCAAAGCAAGAAACGCUGGCCAAGAGGCCGACCACUUAUGCACCUAAAGGGACUCUGUCGAGCCCGUCUCCGAGCUCCAGGCUACUGGACGGCUCUACUCCAGUGCCCUCUCCCUUGCCUUCACCCCAGCCUUUAAUCGCCCCUGCCCAAGCGUCUCGCACGGAGGGACCUCCGCCCCUCGAGCCCAAGUCCUCUCUGUCCUGGCGCGGACUGGACGAAGAUGCCGUGCACCUUCAGCAUAGCACCGGGCUGCCAGAGCUUCCACGGGACUCCCUGCACUCCCCAAAAUCCACCUCGCACACCUCGUGCACACCGCCUCUUGGGCAGGCCUUCUCAUCUGAGGUGGCCAGAGUAGAGGCCGACGGUGUGAAUUCCUGUUUUGAGGGGAAGAGGAGGAAGAGAUACAGGCCCAGAGACUACACGGUAAACUUGGUCGGGCAGCCCACAGAGGAGAGCACAAAACCAGUGCGGUUGAAAGACCGCAGGCUGACUUUCGACCCUGUGACAGGGCAAAUCAAACCACUCACACACAAAGAAUCUUGCCAGGGGGAGGAGCCACUUGGGCCUCCCCCUCCCAAAAUUCAACGGACAGACCUGCUUCCACAGAAUCCCAGUGCGCCCCUCCCCAGCCCUUUCCAGCAGACGAACUGGAAAGAUCUAUAUAGGAACGAAAUCAUCCAGUCCUACCUUAACAUUCAAAGCAAUGUGCUCACAUCCUCAGGUGCUCAAACCCCUGGGGCACACUUUUUCAUGACAGAGUAUUUGAAACGCGAAGAACAUUGUGUCAAAGAGUCCAGGAAGACGCACGUUUUAGUUGCAGACAGCUCGGAUACGGACAUGCCGGGGGUGAGUCGGGAGGUAACACCCGAGGACCUCAACAGAAUACACAAAGAGCACUGGCCAGGGGUGAAUGGUUGUUAUGACACCAAGGGCAACUGGUACGAUUGGACGCAGUGCAUUUCCUUGGACCCGCAUGGGGAUGAGAGCAAGUUGAACAUCCUGCCAUACGUCUGCCUAGACUGAACCUUAGCUUUUUUUUAUUCUUCUGAAAGGAGGAACAUGUUUUAAGUGUGUACACUGUGAGCAGUGGGAAGGCUGGUUUGCUGACCCCUGUCGCCUCCCUCCUGAGAGAGAAUAAGUGAAGGAAGGGGGAAUGGGGAAAAUGGCAGUUGUGUCUGCCAUAAGGUGUCGAGCAACCUUUUUUUGGCAGGUACAAGAAGCUUUAUGUGGCAUAAAAAUUAAUAAAGUUUCCUUAUGUAUGGAUAUAUUUAUUUGAUAUUUCUUUUCCUUUAUUUUGGAAGUUUAUAAAACAAGAUGUGCAAAAACUGUAGAGCUGUUCUGUUUAUCACAUCCUUUGUUUGACCUGUUCUGCAAUGCAAAAAAAAGGCAUACCUAGGUGUUUCACAUGUUCUUUCCCACAGUAAACUGGUUGGUUAACGUAGUAACUACCAACAUUCCAUACACUUCUCUGCCCUUGUCUAAUAUCAUCCACCAGUUUUUCUUAACAUGCAGGGAAUCUGCAAAGAAGACAUUUUUUUAAAUAAAAUUUAUUUAUUGUUGGAUGUUAUUAGUUUUUUUCUUGGAUUUGUUGAUCUUCAGUUAAUACAACUUUUCGGAAAUAUUAAUAUAAGUGAAAAUAAGUGAACAUCGUAAAAAUGGAAAAACACGAUGCUACUACAUUGCAACUUGUACUGUGAGGAAAAGAAAAAUGCUGUAUGCUGGAACUCAUUACCAUUCCUUUAGAUAUUGUUUGCCUUCUGGAACUAUCACAUAACUUUUUUCUGUUUUUGGUUAAAAAAUAAAAAUAAAAACAAAGAGCCUUAGUGAAUGUACAGAAAUUAGAUUUCUGUGUUCAGUUGGAUACAGAAGGGAGCAACUUUACUAUUUGGUCCUUUUAAAUGGACAUAUUGAUAUAAAUGUGUAAAUAAAAAUUGCACAAAAUCUGA
Anguilla anguilla (European eel) is the source of this 3211-nucleotide messenger RNA. RefSeq names its product cofactor required for Sp1 transcriptional activation, subunit 7 (gene crsp7). The transcript has 3 exons. Gene Ontology annotation, molecular function: transcription coregulator activity. Lineage: Eukaryota; Metazoa; Chordata; Actinopteri; Anguilliformes; Anguillidae. The record is from RefSeq and is a predicted model, not a curated record. Gene Ontology annotation, biological process: positive regulation of gene expression; regulation of transcription by RNA polymerase II. The coding region runs from base 441 to 2288 and encodes 615 amino acids. Gene Ontology annotation, cellular component: mediator complex; nucleus; core mediator complex.